AUGUUUCCCACCGGCUGCUUUGAGGAAGAACACAGUGUCGGUAAGCCGCUGGUGAAGAUGGUGGAGUCGCCCUCCGCUGUUCCCGAGAGAGGCAUUUAUGGAUUUGUUCAGUUUCUUGGCGCAGAGUUUGCCUUCAUUCUCUAUUGUGUGUGGGCAUUUGUGCCGGAGGAGUGGCUGCAUUCUAUUGGCCUGACUUACUGGCCCCAAAAGUACUGGGUACUUGCUGCUCCCAUCUAUUUCCUUGUUGGACUUGUGGUGUGUCUGGUCGUGCUGUUUGGAGUGAACAUGAACAACACUGCUCCUCUGGACUCUGUGGACAACAUCACAGAUGUGUUCGCCCAAAGUCAGAAAGCAGAGACCUGUGAGAAGGGAGGAGUGCCCAGACUGAAGGAUGUUUUCAUUAGUGACGUGAAUGAAAGUGUGGUGUCCCCGGAGCAGGACAUGGCGGUGCCUCUGCCCAUGCUGCUCGCCGCCUACGACGCGAUCAUCGACAGUGACGAGGACAUGUCGAGCUGCUUUGAUGAUUUCGAGGAUGACUCUUUGUUUAACCUGUUCCACCUCAGCAGACCCUGCCUCAUGUUCAUCGCUGACUCUGUCCGUGCCCGAAUAGGAAACAUUAGGUCCAAAUACCCGCAGUUUUCUGUCGAUGAGCUGGUGAUGGUCACACUGAACUAUUACGCACACGGCAUCUCCUCCACAUCCCUCCUGACCAAACUGGGGCUCACCCACACCCAGUGCCCGGCCAUCAUCAGCCUGGUGUCCGAGACCCUCUCGGGGAUGACCGACAAGUUUGUGUCUUUCCCUGAGACCCCAGAAGCCAAAGCCACAGUGGCCUCCACCAUAGAGCGGCUGUGCGGCAUCCCCGAGGUCCUGGGCAUCGUGGCCGUGCCGCACUUUCGGGUGCGCGUCUCUCCGUACGAUAAAGAUGACUACCGGGCCUUCUUCGGGCCGCCUGGGUACACCGCAGUGGCCUGUCAGAUCAUCUGCGACUCUGACGGGAACGUCCUGUGUGUGGACCAGUGCGGGGUGGGCAGCCUGUCCGAGCUGGACCUGUGGGAGUCCUCUGCCAAAGGGAGACAGAUAGAGGCAGGAGAGUACGGGCCGUACUGGUUCAUUGCUGGAAAAGGCCAUCGCCAGAGCAAACAUGUGUUGACCUGUUUGGCCAGUCCAUCCUCUGAGAGUGAGGUCCGCUUCAAUGAGGCUCAUGCCAAGAUCCUGGGUCUGAUGUGGACCACGCUCAGCUGCCUCACCACACGCUUCAAGGUGCUGCAGCAGCUCGGCUUUGCCAAAGAAAACUGUCUGGACCCAAAGGCAAAUAUCAUCAGAGCGUGUUGUGUACUUCACAACAUCGCUAAGAAGUUCUCAGUGCCGCCGUUACUGUCGGGGUUUGAACCUGUGUAUCCAGAAAAACCUCACUCUGGACUUACAGAGGUCAACAACGAAGCUCUGACUGCGAGACAAGAACUCAUCCAGAGAGUCUUCUCUGCUUGA
Knipowitschia caucasica is the source of this 1491-nucleotide messenger RNA. The record is from the annotation of a GenBank genome assembly. NCBI's taxonomy places the organism in Eukaryota, Metazoa, Chordata, Actinopteri, Gobiiformes, Gobiidae.